Molecule: messenger RNA, 3320 nt
Organism: Ctenopharyngodon idella (grass carp)
Lineage: Eukaryota; Metazoa; Chordata; Actinopteri; Cypriniformes; Xenocyprididae
Gene: nr2f6a
Product: nuclear receptor subfamily 2, group F, member 6a
Exons: 5
Coding region: 751-1953 (400 amino acids)
Biological process (GO): cell differentiation; anatomical structure development; negative regulation of transcription by RNA polymerase II
Molecular function (GO): zinc ion binding; nuclear receptor activity; RNA polymerase II cis-regulatory region sequence-specific DNA binding
Source: RefSeq, a predicted model, not a curated record
UUCCCGGGGGUUCGCCGCCGUUAACGACACGCUAGCUUAACAUUCGGGGCGUCAAAGGUGAGCGGAAAUAAAUACAGUGUUCGCCGAAGUCAGGAGUGAGGUAUGUCGCUAAAGCUAUGGCUCCACCCCUCCCCCUGCUUGAUGAUCGCUGGAGGUUAGGCCGCAUGUCUAUUACUAGCUCUCAUAAAAAAACAAGAAAAAGGGCAUUUGGCUCCGGAUCACAGCGGAACCAUUAACACGAGCUUACGUUAGGAUUUGACUAGUUCCGUUUUUGAUUUACUCGUUCAGCGCCACGGUAACUGUUAGAGGGACUCCAAAAGUCUGUCCUCAUUUCACAACAAACAAGCGCAGAGAGCACUUCCUUGAACAAUCAGUAUCGUGAACGAAGACGCUGCUCUCUAUACCGAGAUGUUUUAUUAGUCUUUGAUUGAAUUGGAAAACUAGCUUCCAAUUGACACGUUAUCUGAGGUGUGACUAAAGAAGCGAGAGCAAAUAGUGAAUAUGGUCAGUCAUGGAGGCAAAACAGCAUGCACAGCCCACUGCAUGAAUACCAAAGUUGACUGACUCAGACUAAACUGUCUGAGCCUAAAUGUGUCAGACGAAGCUGCGGACAAUUACCAGAUCUAGAGGCCUUCAUAGCUUCUCAUUUUAGAAUACGCAGCUGUCAAAAAAAGUGGUCAACUGAAACUCUCUGUGCCAACAGCACGUUUGGGAGUAUUUUUCCUCCUUGGUUGUGCUGAGAACUAAGCGAUGGCCAUGGUGAGAGGGGGGUGGGGAGAUCCCAAUGGGGAGACUAACGGACUUGGUGACAAGGGUUACCUGAGGGGAGACGAGGACGACGGGUCACCACAAGGAGGCGGCAGCGACAUGGAGGCCGGGGAGGAUGAUAAAGGUUGUGUGGUGGACUGUGUGGUCUGUGGUGACAAAUCCAGUGGGAAACACUACGGUGUGUUUACCUGCGAGGGCUGCAAGAGCUUCUUCAAACGAAGCGUCCGGCGAAACCUCAACUAUACCUGCAGAUCAAACCGAGACUGCCAGAUUGACCAACAUCACCGCAACCAGUGUCAAUACUGCCGUUUAAAAAAGUGUUUCAGAGUGGGAAUGCGCAAAGAAGCAGUUCAGCGUGGACGCAUCCCACCUUCGCAUUCGAGCCUCAGUCCAUCCACGACUCCAGUGGGCGGUAAUGCCGGGAGCGGCGUGAGCGAGUUCUACAAUGGGCAGCCAGUGUCCGAGCUUAUCUCACAGCUCUUGCGGGCAGAGCCCUACCCCAACAGCCGCUACAGCCAUCAGUACGGCCAGCAGAUGCAGGGGGGCGGAGGAUCCGCCAUGGGCAUUGACAGCAUCUGCGAGCUAGCCGCGAGACUCCUGUUUAGCACCAUCGAAUGGGCCCGAAACAUUCCUUAUUUCCCCGAGCUGCCUGUAUCUGAGCAGGUGGCCCUGCUGCGGCUCAGCUGGAGCGAACUGUUUAUCCUUAACGCAGCCCAAUCUGCCCUGCCCCUGCACAUGGCCCCACUGCUGGCUGCCGCAGGCUUUCACUCCUCUCCCAUGUCUGCCGAGAGGGUGGUGUCCUUCAUGGACCAGGUGCGCGUCUUCCAGGACCAAGUGGAGAAGCUGACCCGCCUGCAAGUGGAUUCAGCAGAGUACAGCUGUCUGAAGGCCAUAGCGCUUUUCUCACCAGAUGCGUGUGGGCUGACAGACCCAGCUCAUGUGGAAAGCCUGCAGGAAAAAGCUCAGGUGGCCCUGACCGAAUACGAACGCAUGCAGUACCCUGGACAGCCCCAGCGCUUUGGACGGCUCCUACUGCGACUGCCAGCUCUGAGGGCGGUGCCCGCCAACCUCAUCUCUCAGCUCUUCUUCAUGCGCCUUGUGGGGAAAACACCCAUUGAGACGCUCAUCCGUGACAUGCAGCUGUCUGGCAGCUCCAUCAGUUGGCCGUAUGCUCCAGGACAAUAAUCAUUAUCAGAUGUGACCACAGAACCAGUCUGGAUGUCUCAGUUUUGUUUUUUAAACCACACAUUCACAUCUGAUAUUGACUGUAUUACCAAAUGCAACAGGGUCAUACUAUGGGAAUGGUGAACUCAGUAGUACAUUGCAGAUGGCUUGAUUUAUGUUCUGUGAACUGUUUUAUGAUGCCCAGGAGCAUCUUUGAUUUCUUUAAAAUUACUUGAGAAAUACUGGUUAUGUGCCAGCCAAAGGUAAGAUGUUAGGUACAGUUUAAUCACCAGUUAUUAUGUGGAAACUGGUUAAAACCCAAAACAACAAGGUCUUUCAGUUGGGUGUGAACAUAAAAGUCACUUUGGACUGUCCCUGGAAGCACCAGGAAAUCAAGUCCCACUCAUACUCUGUUCUGCCCUGUCCUUGUGUACCAGAAAGCCUGAAGGAGGAGGAAGUAGACAUGAUGACAUCCAAAAACCCAAACAAACCAAACUGAAACAGUCAGAACUGGGACUUAGGCAUUUGUUUUGCCAGUGAUAACUACUUGGUUUGUAUUUUUAGCUCUUUUACCCUAUCAAAGCUAAUGCAUUUCUUUGAGGAAACAUUGAAAUUUGCAAAAGCUAGUGCAAAGAUUGGAUUAUGUUUUGUGAAAUUUCCAUUUGACAGAAUACUUGCAGACUGUAUUUGUACUUUGGGUUAAGAUACAGACUUAUCUCUUUAAGAAUGAUUCAUAUUUCUUUAACGCACAUUUGAGAUAAAUGACAGAUGAAGUAGUCAUGCCCCCCCCAGAUAAAAACCAGUGAACAUUCUUCAUGAAAGUGGUGUUCAUCUAUAUGCAUAAGACAGUGUGUCUUCUUAUACAUGGUAUCUGUUUCGCUUUUGUUUUUCAUACUUACCAGUUAAUGCUAAACUGGUAAUAAAGUCACAUUAUGUAUGUUGACCAAAAGAAAUACCUCUACAGUCUGUUGAGACUCAAACGGACUCUGUCAUUCAUGGCUGUGUCAGUUUUUAAAUUUAUCUACACACUUGAGCUGCUCACUUUACACUAAAGAGGAGUGAUUGGAUCUAUCUGUCUGUUGUUUGUGUUAUGAAGGCUGUUUUUGGCAAGAAACUGGCACUUCCUGUUUUGUCUUUCGUGCUCUGGUGUGGCGUUUCACCGGUGACAGCAUGUUGUAUUGGCUCUAGUUGUGAGAUGUAAGUUUUCUAGCCUUAUAAUACAUCUGAAUGACUAAUAUUACCUCAUAUUUAGGCCUUGAAACAUAUCAGGCGGUCUAAUAUACAUAAACGCAUCAAAACGGCAACAUGUACAGUUUUCAUUUUAAUAUCUUUGUCUUUUUAAAUACUUGUGUAUGACAGCUUGAUUAAACAAAAGUAUCAUACAUUGA